Artibeus jamaicensis (Jamaican fruit-eating bat) is the source of this 588-nucleotide messenger RNA. It is a transcript of the gene LSM6, whose product is annotated as LSM6 homolog, U6 small nuclear RNA and mRNA degradation associated. The coding region runs from base 96 to 338 and encodes 80 amino acids. The record is from RefSeq and is a predicted model, not a curated record. Gene Ontology annotation, biological process: maturation of SSU-rRNA; mRNA splicing, via spliceosome. Gene Ontology annotation, molecular function: RNA binding. Gene Ontology annotation, cellular component: U6 snRNP; nucleolus; sno(s)RNA-containing ribonucleoprotein complex. Lineage: Eukaryota; Metazoa; Chordata; Mammalia; Chiroptera; Phyllostomidae. The transcript is spliced from 4 exons.
GUUUCAGUUUCAGUUUCAUCCCAUUGUCGGCGGAGGCCAGGGAUGUGGGGCGUCUAGAGUUGGGAAUCUCGAGGUUUCUGAUCAGGAUUGCUACAAUGAGUCUACGGAAGCAAACCCCCAGUGACUUCUUAAAGCAAAUCAUCGGACGGCCUGUUGUGGUAAAAUUGAAUUCUGGAGUGGAUUAUCGAGGCGUCCUGGCUUGUCUGGACGGCUACAUGAACAUAGCCUUGGAACAGACGGAGGAAUAUGUGAAUGGACAGCUGAAGAAUAAGUAUGGGGAUGCGUUUAUCCGAGGAAACAACGUGUUGUACAUAAGCACGCAGAAGAGGAGGAUGUGACCGCGUCCAGAGCAUUGUUCUUUUCACCCGUGGGUGUAUUUUUUUAAUGAGAUCUUUCCCUUUUUUUAAAUAUAAUUUGUUGUAUUUCAUAAAAGUUGGUGAUUUUUCACUGACAUGUGAGUAAGUAAAUGUAUAAAAUGGUGAAUUUAAUUGUAAAGAAUUCUUUCGUAUUUAAGUUUCGGUCAUUUUCUGUUACCUCGGUGUCAGUGUGCAGAAUGUAAAAGAAUAAAAAAGGAAAGUCUUUUGUUUU